GCCCUGAGCAUAUAGAGACUGGAGCCAGGAACAGGCUUUUGGAGUUUUCCAUAGCUUCUGGGCUAGGAGUGGUGUCAGAUGUCAGUCAUCCAGAAAGACAGCCAGCACAAACUCAUCCUAAUUUCCUGGCAACACCUCCUCCCUAAGAAGCCCACUCCAAAGGAAGGAGGUGGCUGGCCACCCUCAGGACAGACGAUUUUUCCAGACAGCCCGGUGGAGCUCUCUCUUUUUGGCCUGACGACUGGGACAAUCCCUGCCCAAAUCCAAGAUUGCCUCUGUGACCAUCUGACUCAUCGGAAAAGGACAAAAAGCCAAGUGUGGAUUAGGUCACUUUUGAUGGCCUUUUAACCUUGAGGCAACAAGAAGAGCUCAAGAUUACAUGAGGCAGAGCUAAGAGAAGGAGGAUACCUUCUCGGCAGAAUUGCUUACAAAACCAUCGAAUUCCAAGCCAGCUACAUCCAGAGAGCAAUCAAAUCCAAUUCCCAAGAUGUCUUGAAGUCAUCCUGAUACAAUGGGCUCCUAAUACUACCUGGGAUUUUGGAUAUUUGAACUCACUCAAAACUGGGGCUAACUCACUCUGCUCUGCUGGUGGGAGUUGCCUUUCGGAGUGGGGGAAGAGGGGGUCUUUAUUCUUCUUUGUGGGCGUUCUGAGCUCCCUGCUGUUAUGGAGUAGGCCUCUUGAACUGGAUUGAGAGCUGAAGUCAAGUCAGGAAAACAGACGCUUUGCAAGAAAUCCAUGCUUUUGGAAAGUCUUUCCUAUAAUCUCACUUGAAUGGAGUAGUAGAAGAACCCUUUGAGUAAGAGAGGAGGAAUGCUUAUACCAUCAGGAAAGUGACUAUUCUCUCUCACCUAAUAUUCCUUUUCCCCUACCUACCAAGUGUAGGGUAACAGCAGCAGACAUGGUGGUCACCCGGGUGGAAUUGGAACUGUGCUUCCGGGCCAACAAGCUGAGAGGGUUCACCUGUAAACUGACUAGAUUCCCUUAUGGAUUCAUCCCAGAGACAUCCUUCUCUAUCUUCUCCCAGAUCCUUGUGCCACUCCUAUUGUCUGGACUGAGUCUGGUAGCUGUGGGUCUGUAUAUGCAUGAAGUCCAAAACUGGAAGGUGUUUAAGCAAAUUGAAGAAAUUAUCACCUUGAUACCAGCCCUAGUGGGUCUGAAGGGAAAUCUGGAAAUGACUCUAGCAUCCCGGCUUUCUACAGCUGCCAACACAGGACAAAUGGACAGUCGAUCUGAGCAGUGGAAUGUGGUUAUCAGCAACCUGGCUGUCAUUCAGGUACAGGCCACAGUGGCGGGGCUCCUGGCUGCUUUGGCAGCGCUGUUCCUGGGAGCCACCAUAAGCAAACAGAUGAUGCUGGAUAAGGCCAUCGUGCUCUGUGCCAGCAGCAUUACAACAGCCUUUGUGACGGCCCUUGUUCUUGGUCUAGUGAUGGUUGCUGUGAUUAUCCUCUCCCGGAAACUGGAGAUAAACCCAGAUAACAUUGCUGCCCCUAUUGCAGCGAGUCUCGGAGACCUGAUAACUCUAGUGAUCCUGGCGGCAGUCAGCAGCAUCUUUUAUGAAUACAAAGACUGUUAUUUCCUGUCUCCACUGGUCUGUUGUGCCUUCAUCAGUCUGAUACCGCUUUGGAUUGUAAUUGCCAAACGAAAUCCUGCCAUCUUGGAGAUCCUGAAAUUCGGGUGGCACCCCAUCAUCAUUGCCAUGGGAAUUAGCAGUCUUGGUGGUCUGAUCUUAAUGGAAACCAUCUCCAAACCACACUUUGAAGGCAUGACUGUUUUCUCUCCUGUUAUCAACGGAGCAGGUGGCAAUCUCGUGGCUGUGCAGGCCAGCCGCAUUUCUACUUUCCUGCACUUCUGGAGCACACCUGGAGUGCUUCCUCUUGGGAUGAAGUCCCAUUGUCCUCAUCCGUGCUCAACAUUCUUCGGUUCAGGUUCAAAUUCCAAAUCAGCCCGAGUCCUGAUUCUGCUGGUGAUUCCAGGCCACCUGUUGUUUCUCUACAUUACCCACACCUUGAAGAAAGAUAACACGGCUUUCAUCACUUCCACUUUCGUGGUGCUUUAUCUGUUCAUGGCGUUGCUCCAGGUAUGGAUCCUGCUCUACUUGGCCGACGUGUUGGUACGGCUCUUAUGGUGGAAAUCAAUGGAUCCCGAUAACUAUUCCAUCCCAUUCCUCACUGGCCUGGGAGAUUUAUUUGGUACAGGACUCCUGGCCCUCUGUUUCCAGCUGGUGUGGCUCAUAGGUGGAAAACCGACUCAGUCAGCAAAUUCGACGUAUGUGUCCACUACCACAGCCCAUCCCUGACCCUAAGCUGCCUCGGGGCUGAGGGCUUUGCUCCAGUUUCCAGUUCGCUGUUGUACAGUUAGAGCUUCCUCAACUCUUCCCUCCCCUGACCCUAGUGGACCGCAACUUCGUCUGUCCAUCGUUGAUCACCUUCUUGAUGCCCCCCGCCCCCAACCCCGGCCCCCCAGAGCCAGAGACUCAAGAUAUAUUCCUUUGCAUGAUUUGGGAGCUGGUAGUACAAUCGAAGCUUCAGGAAUGAAUUAAGAAUAAAAUGUGCUCU
Tachyglossus aculeatus (Australian echidna) is the source of this 2556-nucleotide messenger RNA. RefSeq names its product solute carrier family 41 member 3 (gene SLC41A3). Gene Ontology annotation, molecular function: monoatomic cation transmembrane transporter activity. NCBI's taxonomy places the organism in Eukaryota, Metazoa, Chordata, Mammalia, Monotremata, Tachyglossidae. The coding region runs from base 900 to 2297 and encodes 465 amino acids. Gene Ontology annotation, cellular component: plasma membrane. The transcript is spliced from 11 exons. The record is from RefSeq and is a predicted model, not a curated record. Gene Ontology annotation, biological process: monoatomic cation transport.